GGUGGGUCUCCAUGACAACCACAGCUGGCCUGUCUCCAGGUUUCACAGGGAGCCCUGUCUCAGCUCUGGGGACCUACACACUCCACAAACACCAGCCCAGCUGGGUCCCUCCUCCAGUUGGUGGCUCCAGUACAACUUCUCAGUGAGGAAGAGCAGAAAGCACAGGAGGCAGCCAGCAGUGGACGAGGCAGAAGGAGGCUGAAGAUGGAGAUCACCCUUCAACUUCUGCUGGUUUGCCGCUCAACGUUUUACUUUCCCUAGAAAAGAUCAAGGCUCUCUUCUAGAGUGUGAAGCAGAAAACAGGAGCCCUGAAGUGAAGGAGGUGGACCUCAGUAGGGCCUGGGGGGCCAUGUCCCUCAUCCCGUGGCUCCGGUGGAAUGACACCUCUCCCCGGCUCUCGGCCCGGAGCCCAGCUGAGACGGUGCUGGAGACACUAAUGAUGGAGCUGGCUGGGCAGCUGAGAGAGGUGGAGCGGCAACAGAGGGAGCGUCGCAGUGCCGUCAGGAAGAUCUGCACCGGUGUGGACUACAGCUGGCUGGCCAGCACGCCCAGGCCCACCUAUGACAUCAGCCCUGGUGAGCGGCUGCAGCUGGAGGAUGUGUGUGCCAAGAUCCACCCAUCCUACUGUGGGCCUGCCAUCCUCAGGUUCCGACAGCUGCUGGCUGAGCGAGAGCCCGAGGUGCAGGAGGUGGCGCGGCUAUUCCGCUCCGUGUUGCAGGAGGCCCUGGAGAAGAUGAAGCAGGAGGAGGAGGCCCAUAGGCUGACACGUCAGUGGAGCUUGAGGCCCCGCGGCAGCCUGUCAUCCUUCAAGACCCGUGCUCGCAUCGCGCCCUUUGCCAGUGACAUCCGGACCAUUUCGGAGGACGUGGAGCGUGAUGCACCACCCCCGCAGCGGACCUGGAGCAUGCCGGAGUUCAGGGCACCCCAGGCCGACUGACCACUCGAGACAAUCACCCUCAGGAGGGAAUGACGGGCUGGUGGCUCUUGUCACCAGUGCUGGAACCUCCCCACCUGCCCCAACCAGGAGACCAUCAAGCAGCACUGCUAGACCAGGGAGCCAACUACCCAGUGAGCACACCUGCCUGGCUACAGGACAGAGUCAGGACUUUAGCUCCGUUUCUCCCCGAAAAGGUCUCCACUUCCCUGCCUGAUACAGAUACAAGGCCUGGCAUUGGAGCAGGCUCCUCCCCAUCUCCUCUGUCUGGAACAAGGAAGGAACCUGCAAGGCUGGCAUAUGCAUCCCAAUCUCCGGGAUGCCCCAUUCACCCUAUCCAUUCAGGGCGCCUUUACUGGUGACCAGAUGACAUUCACUGCAGGAGACCCACAGCCUCAGGCCCAGGACAGCUGGUGGGGUCCACAGAAGACUGUUCAGCCUAUUCUUCAGCUAGUGAGUGAAAAAAAAAACCGAGUCUCCCAAGGGUCUCCCUGCUUUUGCCUUAACUCUGAUCCCUCUGAUGGGGGAGUGUUCUUGCUUCUGAGUCCUUGAAGGCUGGACUAUGAUAGGGCAGGACCAGGUCCACGUCUCCAGCCACUGGGGCUGAGGCUGCUCUCCAAGAAAGGUAGCUGGGGGUAGGCAGGAUGAUCCUAACUCCCAUUGUUCGGUGUCAACACAUGGAGUGUGACCAGAGUAGUCUCCUGCAGCCUCAUGCUCUGAUGGUAUAUGAGCAGAUCACCUAUGAAAGAUCUGGAAAGCUAGGGGGCCCUCCUGCAAUCUGGGGUAGAAGUAGGGUUCAGGGGAGAGGGUGAGUAAAGUGUCUGUCCCCAGCACCCAGUGCAUACCCAGAGAACACAAGUGAAUCUUAUAGCCCAAAGAAAAUGCAAUGGGAAGAAAAUCACCAGGUACUGCAUGUAGUCUGGCUCAGUGAGAAGUCUGUGUCUAUUUUCCUCUGCCCUCUCCCCUCCCUCCCUCCCUCCCUCCUUUCCUCCUUCCCUCCCCUUGUCCAAGGCAGGGUCUCACUAUUUUAGCUGCUUCGGCCUCUUGAGUACAGAUGUUCUUUUUGAAUGAUGUGGCUUUGGGUUGCUUUGCUGGAAUCUGACAGAACGGCACAUUCCUCUAUCCACCACUGCCUGGAUGAAGGAGCUGACUGGCUCAUUAGUGUAUCUCUUCUAAAUAAAGACAUCUUAAACAUA
Molecule: messenger RNA, 2130 nt
Organism: Arvicanthis niloticus (Nile rat)
Lineage: Eukaryota; Metazoa; Chordata; Mammalia; Rodentia; Muridae
Gene: Rd3
Product: RD3 regulator of GUCY2D
Biological process (GO): retina development in camera-type eye
Source: RefSeq, a predicted model, not a curated record